CAUCCGCCCAUUCCUCUGGUCGAAAGCUUUCCACGGUUCCGAUUCUCCGAAUGGAUAAUGUAACCGUUUAGCUCUCUCUUCCCCUUCUCUCUUUACACUUCCAUAACUCUCACGGCCAUGAGCUUGGCUUCGAUUUCCUCGUCGCCGCCGGUGGCUUCGCCGUACUUCCGCUGCCGAGCUUACAUCUUCUCCUUCGCGUCUUCACCUCUAUGUUUAUAUUUCCCGCGCGGUGACUCAACUUCCCUCAAGCCACGAGUUCGCGCCUUGCGAACGGAAUCUGACGGCGCUAGGAUUGGUAACACGGAGUCAUACGGCUCGGAAUUGCUUCGUCGGCCGCGUAUUGCGUCGGAGGAAAGCUCUGAAGAGGAGGAGGAAGAGGAAGAGACUGGUGAAGGUGAUGAGUUCGUUGAUUGGGAAGAUAAAAUCCUUGAGGUUACUGUUCCUCUUGUUGGCUUCGUCAGGAUGAUUCUUCACUCUGGAAAAUAUGCAAACCGAGAUAGGCUAAGCCCAGAGCAUGAGAGAACGAUUGUUGAGAUGCUGCUUCCUUAUCAUCCUGAGUUUGAGAAGAAGAUUGGAUGUGGUAUAGACUAUAUCAUGGUUGGGCAUCACCCAGAUUUUGAGAGCUCUCGAUGUAUGUUUAUAGUUCGAAAAGAUGGAGAAGUAGUUGACUUUUCGUAUUGGAAAUGCAUAAAAGGUCUAAUAAAAAAGAAGUAUCCUCUGUACGCAGACAGUUUCAUCCUCAGACAUUUUCGCAAACGUAGGCAGAACAGAUGAAUGAAGCUUAUGUAGAUUCUCAAACUCAAACGCUCGUAGACUCGGAUCCUCGUCUCCCAACUACAUCCUAAAAGGUUUUGGAGUGAGAACUCAAAGACAGAAGAUUCAGUCACUAUUUUUCUUUGAGUUGGAAUUACGAAUGGAACUUUCUAGAAAAUAUGGUUUCCGCAGGAGAUAUGAAGAAUUAGAACCAUCAGAAAUAUUAAUAUGUUCAUUAUCUUUAAUCUUUAGCGUUUAUAUGUUGAAUCUGUUACAUUGAACUUAUGUGCAGAGGUAGAGAAAACCAGUACACACUUGUGUGCAGGGCUUGGAUUCAGAUGCAGUUUUCUUCUGAAAGUGUUUUUGGUUUUGCUUUCACAUUUACUUAUUA
Molecule: messenger RNA, 1144 nt
Organism: Arabidopsis lyrata subsp. lyrata
Lineage: Eukaryota; Viridiplantae; Streptophyta; Magnoliopsida; Brassicales; Brassicaceae
Product: protein DCL, chloroplastic
Exons: 3
Coding region: 118-774 (218 amino acids)
Biological process (GO): chloroplast organization; chloroplast rRNA processing
Cellular component (GO): chloroplast
Source: RefSeq, a predicted model, not a curated record